Molecule: messenger RNA, 1782 nt
Organism: Myotis davidii
Lineage: Eukaryota; Metazoa; Chordata; Mammalia; Chiroptera; Vespertilionidae
Gene: UBE2D2
Product: ubiquitin conjugating enzyme E2D 2
Exons: 6
Coding region: 9-365 (118 amino acids)
Biological process (GO): protein K48-linked ubiquitination; ubiquitin-dependent protein catabolic process
Cellular component (GO): nucleus
Molecular function (GO): ubiquitin conjugating enzyme activity
Source: RefSeq, a predicted model, not a curated record
GAGAUGAUAUGUUCCAUUGGCAAGCUACAAUAAUGGGGCCAAACGACAGUCCCUAUCAGGGUGGAGUAUUUUUCUUGACAAUUCAUUUCCCAACAGAUUAUCCCUUCAAACCACCUAAGGUUGCAUUUACAACAAGAAUUUAUCAUCCAAAUAUUAACAGUAACGGCAGCAUUUGUCUUGAUAUUCUGCGGUCACAGUGGUCUCCAGCACUAACUAUUUCAAAAGUACUCUUGUCCAUCUGUUCUCUGUUGUGUGAUCCUAAUCCAGAUGAUCCUUUAGUGCCUGAGAUUGCUCGGAUCUACAAAACAGAUAGAGAAAAGUACAACAGAAUAGCUCGGGAAUGGACUCAGAAGUAUGCGAUGUAAUUAAAGAAAUUAUUGGAUAACCUCUACAAAUAAAGAUAGGGGAACUCUCAAAGAGAAAGUCCUUUUGAUUUCCAUUUGACUGCUUUCUAUGAGCCCACGCCUCAUCUUCCCCUGUGCACAUGUUUACCUGAUACAGCAGUGCUGCGUGUUGUACAUACUUCGAACAACAAAUAGAAAUACUGUACUUCUGUACCAACAUUGCCUCCUAGCAGAGAAGUGUGUAUGUGACAAGCCAGUUCUUCAGACAUAACCUAGGUGUGAGACUAAAAGCUUUCCUAUUGACUUAAAUUUGGAUAACUGCAAGUUGAGGGGUGGUGGGUAUGUUGUGUGCUUGGAUGGGAAAGAAAAGCUCCACUGACCUGUAGGAGAUGUUUUUUAAGUGGAAUCCUUUUAAACUCAAAACAGAUAUGAAAAGCAAGGCGAAGAACAUGAAGCUGUUUCUGUAUUCAUUUUAUGCUGAAGGACCUACGUCUUAGGUGAAAGUUAUAACCAACCAGAUUAAAAUCUACCCACAUCCUGUAUUUUAAGGUCUAAGUUUAACUGGAUUGGAGCUAUUAGUAUAUAAAGUGUGAUGGGCUUUGUUCCCACUUCUUACAUUUCCCCACCCUUCAACCCUUGUCCUUUCAGCCCCUCUUUCUCUCUUCCAUAUUCUUUGGUUUGUAUGUGGUUUCUCAGUUAAUACAUAGCUAAUAGCUCUUAUUUUUCUUAUGUUUUUAACUACUUAGGUCUUUCUGGAUGUAAGGGUGAAAAUUCAUUUGAUGGAAAUACUUGUGUAUAUUUAAAGACCCAGUUGCUCCUCUGGAGCUUGUACGUUCAAGAAUGAUUAAUCUGUGUAAUAAACUGAUUACUACAGUCAUUACAUAUAAUUUUGUGUGAAUAGGCUUUUUGAUUUUAAGAACUUUAUCUAGCUGAGAUUAGUGGUGGAUUUUCCCCUUAUUCUUUAAAUGUCCACUGCUUUUCGUUUUCAUUUAUACUGGUUGCAUUUUAAAAUCAUGAAACAAUUCCAGUUUACAUAGUAAAAAGGAUAUCUUGAAAGUAAUUUCACUGAACAAGAUAAGGGCAUAAGCUUAAAAGCUUUUCCAUGAAAUUUAUAUGUGUAGUAUUCCAGGAACAUGACUGUUAAACUAAGAAAUUUGCUUUAUUAAUGAAACCAAGCUGCAUAUCACCAAAACCUUGUGACAUUCCCUUGGUACAUAGGACAUAGAACAAAGGCAUUGCUAUUUGGUAAGUUAAGCUUCUGUGAUUGUAAAAGAGCAACAUUGACCAAACCUGGGAAACAUGAGCACAAUCUUGUAUUGGAGAGUCUUCAUAAUUACUUUGCACUAACAUUGCAGGAUGUUCAUUCCAUUUUAAAUUGUACUGUAUGUGGCUUUUUUGAAGUCUUCCCUUGACUCUAGUAAAAUGUAGUUUGAAACUU